Meleagris gallopavo (turkey) is the source of this 809-nucleotide messenger RNA. Lineage: Eukaryota; Metazoa; Chordata; Aves; Galliformes; Phasianidae. The record is from RefSeq and is a predicted model, not a curated record.
CGGGCGGGGGGGCCGCCCAGGGGAAUUAGAGGUGCCGGAUCUGGAAUGGAAGCCCUCCGUGGGAGCCGAGCGCUCCGCCUGUUCCAUCCCCGCCCGUGGGACACCGAGGAGAAAGAAUACGACGGGAACUCUGAUCUCCACGUCGGAAUAUCCAGCGCUCAGGAAGCCAGCACGUUGAGAGUGGUGUAUAAUUACAAUGAAGAGGGCAUUCACAGAGAUGCAACCGGAUGGGAGCAGUGCAUUAGUGUCCCACUAGUACAGCCAGAUAUGUUUGAGCUUCUUCAGCAGUGGGAUCACCUCCUAGAGGAAUUUUCUAUGGGAGAGGACUGGCUUCCUCAUAGGUAUGAAGAACAUGACCACAACUGCUACACGUAUGCACUAGCAUUCAUUAACAGUGUACUGACUGCACAAGGAAAGCAGCAAAUGAGUAAAAGUGAAUUUACAGAGAAGUUUGUGAUUCCACAGACAAAGAAUGCUUCUAAGUAUAUUACUCUUCACCAGGAAUUAACCACUAAAGACUUCUACAUUGUACCCCUUCCUGAUCAAGAAGAACAGUGCUGAAAAUAAGUCGUCCGACUAUACAUUGUGUUCAGUUGAGACAUUUAAUAUUAGAAAUCGUAACGGCUGUAUAAUUAAGGGUUUUAACAUAUCAACUGUUGAAAUAAGCUCUUUUAAAUCAUUUUUCCCAUCACAUGUAUGGUUAAAAAAAAAAGAGGAAUUUGUGCUUGCAUGCUGCUCAAGUCUGUGACAAAGCAAAAUCAUUUUCCUUUACUUCAGCUACUAGUAAAGCAUACAGUAUUUAUAACAAA